Molecule: messenger RNA, 689 nt
Organism: Rhagoletis pomonella (apple maggot)
Lineage: Eukaryota; Metazoa; Arthropoda; Insecta; Diptera; Tephritidae
Product: general odorant-binding protein 19a-like
Exons: 4
Coding region: 124-570 (148 amino acids)
Biological process (GO): olfactory behavior; sensory perception of smell
Cellular component (GO): extracellular region
Molecular function (GO): odorant binding; dibutyl phthalate binding
Source: RefSeq, a predicted model, not a curated record
UAUUUUCUCGCGAUUUUAAUCAGAAUUAAGCGCUUAUUGAAUUAAACGUUGUUAGAAUAACAUAAAACCUAAAGAAAAUUUAUAAACUAAAGGAUAUUACACUCAAAUUGUGGGCAAGCGAACAUGUUAAGCAAAUUUAUCGCUUUUAUCCUUAUAACGGUGUUUAUCGUGUUGGCGUUGCAAACGAAACCGAUUUCUAGUGGUGCCACUGAAGAGCAAAUGUUUGCCGCUGGAAAAUUGAUGCGAGAUGUCUGUUUGCCAAAAUUUCCGAAAGUUUCCACAGAAGUAGCUGAUGGCAUCAAGCUGGGUAAUAUUCCCGACACCAAAGACGUAAAAUGUUAUAUUAACUGCGUUUUGGAAAUGAUGCAAACGAUGAAGAAAGGCAAAUUUCUCCUCGAAAGCUCAUUGAAACAGAUUGACCUGCUGAUGCCAGACGAUUACAAGGAUGAUUACCGCGCCGGUUUGCAAACCUGCAAAGACGCAGUCAAUGGUAUCAAGAACAAUUGUGAUGCAGCUUAUGCGCUAUUGAUUUGCAUACGCGGUGAGAUAAAGAGGUUCAUCUUCCCUUAGAUGUGGUACAUCGCGCAGUUGAUUGCAGUAUUCGUGAAUACAUACAGAUGCACUAACUAUGUGAUGUAUAGUAGAUAUAUGGCGUUAUUCAAUAAAAAAACAAUACUUUAUGUUCAUAA